Molecule: messenger RNA, 1205 nt
Organism: Daktulosphaira vitifoliae (grape phylloxera)
Lineage: Eukaryota; Metazoa; Arthropoda; Insecta; Hemiptera; Phylloxeridae
Product: zinc finger protein 135-like
Exons: 3
Coding region: 580-1173 (197 amino acids)
Biological process (GO): regulation of transcription by RNA polymerase II; embryo development; embryonic hindgut morphogenesis
Cellular component (GO): nucleus
Molecular function (GO): DNA-binding transcription factor activity, RNA polymerase II-specific; RNA polymerase II transcription regulatory region sequence-specific DNA binding
Source: RefSeq, a predicted model, not a curated record
AUGUGUUCUUUUAUGUAUGCACAUCAUGUCAGAUAAAAUAACUCCGGGCAAGUUUAUUUUUUAAUUACAGGGUUGGUUUGGAGGGUUGACACACGACCAACGCGGUGGAGGCGUAAAAUCAAAGGCUUUAGAAUCGUUCACUAUAAACCAAGAAUAAUAGUGUAUACAUAGUACAUGUCGAAUAUAAAUUUACUAGCGAUAGUGCAGGGUUUUUUAUAUUGUUCUUUUUAUACACAUAUCAUAUUAUCUAUCAUCCCUCGUUUACUCGCACGAUUGAGAGAGUUCGGCACGUUAAAAGUGUGCAUGUGGCGGGGUUGACCGAAUUUCACGGGUAUUAUCGUCAGAACCAAUAGCUGUGCAUUAGAGUCCACCCUCACUUUCAACCCUUAAUAUCGUGGCCCAGGGCGCAGUCGUCUUCAGUCUCUACCGGACAACUAUCACUUCACCACUAACUGAUUAUAACAGUUUUUCUGCCGCAGAUCGAUCUUUACGACGAAUUCAGUAUCAUUACAUCAUUAAACAAGAAAAUUCUAAGAUUUUAUAUUGAAACAAUUUUCGGAUUUACACAUCAAAAUCGAGAUGUUGGCCACCGAAGAGUCGUUAAGGUUCGCCUCCAGGUUUGGUCUAUUAGAUCAUUUUCCACGGCUGUACGUGGACACUAUGUGGGCGAGAUUUAACCAGCCUGGAGCGUUCGUCGCCAAUGAGGCGGCAUCUCAAAUGGAAGGAUACGCCAGAGCUGUUGCCCUCUCGAGGAACGUUCAAAAACAGAUGACCAGCAACGGGGGAGGAAAACCGAAAAAACGAUACAUAUGCGAGUAUUGUGACAGGGAAUUUAGCAAAUCGUACAAUCUUCUAAUACACGUUCGCACGCACACUGAUGAACGACCCUAUCCAUGCGAUACGUGUGGAAAAGCUUUUAGAAGACAAGAUCACCUUAGAGAUCAUAAAUAUGUACAUAUGAAAGAUAAGCCGUUUUCAUGCGAAUCUUGCGGAAAAGGAUUUUGUCAAAUGCGAACAUUAGUAAGUCACAGGAAAAAUGCUCAGUGCCAGUGGUAUCAAUAUCAAAGACACCAAGCAAUGGCUACACAAUUAGCAGUCCCACUCAUUGUAAACGAACGACUUACAGACUUUAGUAUACGAACUUUACUAGGAAUUAAAAAGGACGAUAAUUAAUCGUAGUUUAUUUUGUAGUUAAAAAUAAUAAG